Molecule: messenger RNA, 1183 nt
Organism: Spizellomyces punctatus DAOM BR117
Lineage: Eukaryota; Fungi; Chytridiomycota; Chytridiomycetes; Spizellomycetales; Spizellomycetaceae
Exons: 6
Coding region: 19-1020 (333 amino acids)
Biological process (GO): L-leucine catabolic process; ketone body biosynthetic process
Molecular function (GO): hydroxymethylglutaryl-CoA lyase activity
Source: RefSeq, a predicted model, not a curated record
CACGGCGGACUUUACAAGAUGAUGCGGACUAUGCGUGUUGCGUUGCCCGCAGUCUUACGGCCUUUUGGAGGCCACCAGCAGCUUGUUGCCCGUCGACUGACACUGUCAGCUCAGCAAAGGAUUGUCCCAGAUUAUGUCAAGAUCGUUGAAGUAGGACCAAGGGAUGGUCUCCAAAAUGAAAAAACAAUGAUUCCGGCAGAAGUCAAGAUUGAGUUUAUCGAUCGUCUGAGUGCUACUGGACUUCCAGUGAUAGAAACGACGUCCUUUGUAUCUCCGAAAUGGGUUCCACAGAUGGCGGACGCCCCAAAAGUGCUGACAGGAAUCCAGCGACGCAAAGGUGUAACUUACCCAGUCCUUACACCGAACUUGAAAGGCCUGGAAGCAGCCAUUGCAGCAGGAGCCGAAGAGGUGGCCAUUUUUGGCGCGGCGUCAGAGUCGUUUAGUCAGAAGAACAUUAAUUGCUCGAUAGACGAGAGUUUGAAGAGAUUUGAAGAAGUAUGUCAAAAGGCGAUCAGGGAGGGACUUCGGGUCCGAGGAUACGUCUCCACUGUCCUUGGAUGUCCUUACGAGGGUGACAUUUCGCCCAAAAUGGUAGCUACUGUGGCCAAAAAGCUAUAUGACAUGGGAUGCUAUGAGAUUUCCUUGGGCGACACAAUCGGCGUAGGUACACCCCUUAAGAUGGCGAAAAUGUUAGAAGCAGUGAAGGAUGUAAUUCCUGUGGAAUGUCUUGCGGUUCAUUGUCAUGACACUUACGGGCAAGCUGUGGCCAAUAUUACAAUGGCGCUGCAGCAUGGCAUUCAUGUAGUGGACAGCUCUGUGGCUGGACUUGGCGGAUGCCCAUACGCAAAAGGUGCGACCGGCAAUGUGGCUACAGAAGAUGUUCUAUACCUUCUCGAGGGCCUCGGUAUCAAGACCGGUGUGAGCCUGCCAGAAGUCAUCAAAGUUGGGAACUGGAUAUCGCAAAAGUUGGGCCGAGAGAACGCCUCCCGCGUUGCCAAAGCCAUGACACCCAAAUUGUAACACAGUAACUAGGCUAGCAUCUGAAGACUAGAAUUCAAAUUAGUUGUCCCUACGGGCACUCCUCAAACGUUAGACGCCCCUCCAGUAUUUCUCGUGCUCCGAGGAUAGAGAAUAAAUAUUUUUCACAUCCUUGCCUCGGCAGGAUUGAAAUGCACCUCAUGCG